Messenger RNA from Brassica napus (rape), 2971 nucleotides. Its product is annotated as MADS-box protein AGL71. NCBI's taxonomy places the organism in Eukaryota, Viridiplantae, Streptophyta, Magnoliopsida, Brassicales, Brassicaceae. The record is from RefSeq and is a predicted model, not a curated record. Gene Ontology annotation, biological process: positive regulation of transcription by RNA polymerase II. The coding region runs from base 2189 to 2848 and encodes 219 amino acids. Gene Ontology annotation, cellular component: nucleus. Gene Ontology annotation, molecular function: RNA polymerase II cis-regulatory region sequence-specific DNA binding; DNA-binding transcription factor activity, RNA polymerase II-specific; protein dimerization activity. The transcript has 6 exons.
GAGUUGUUCAAGGUUUAAAAAUGCCACCAACUCAAACACAGUGAAUUUUUCGCAAACACUCUCGAUAAGUUUGUCGAGUCUAGUCAGGAUUAGAAUAAGUAUAGUUUUUAGAGUCUAUUGAGUCGGCAUUUAGUCUGCAUAUGUUUAGAAGAGUCAUUUCUAUUCAUGUGGGGGAUUGUUGGAUCAAUAAAGCCCAAUGGCUUUGUUCAUAUGUGAAAAGAAAUGUUUUUGGGUUUCAUUUAAAUGAAAAGCCCAGAAAUAGUAAUAGAGAAGUAUGAGUUUGUCCCACAUCGGGGAAGAGGAGCAAAAGUGAGAUGUUUAUAUAUGGGAUAUUACACUCACUUGUUUAAACGAGUCAGAGAAGGAAGAGACUCCCCACGCGAGCGCCGCCGCUGCCGUCCGGCUCGGCGUGGGCUUGGGCUUGGGCUUGGGCUUGGUCUUGGGGCUUGUGCUUGGGCUUGGGCUUGGGCUUGGGUCUUGGGUCUUGGGUCUUGGGUCUUGGGUCUUGGGUCUUGGGUCUUGGCGGAGGGCCUCUGGCCCAAUAAGAAUAUUCUUUUUGGACCAAGUUAAGUUCUACAUUUUUGCCAUUUCAUUUCUAAAAAACAGCAUGACGUUCGUGUAUAAACGACACGUAGUUUGUCUAAAAACGACACAAAGUUUGUCUGUUCGAAAUGGAUCAGAACAAGUCAACAGAAGAGAGAUCUUGCGGAGAAAGUUUCUCAACUCACCACUCCCGAGAUUUCAGAGAUAUUUUCGCUAAACGUGUGCAACCGUUUCGAAAAUCAAAUCCGGUUCUCUUCUUUAAAUACUCGCCUCCUCUUCAUUCAUUUCUUAACUUUUCGAAAGCUAAAUACCAGCAGAGCUCCUAAGCGUAAGUCUAGAGAGUGUUUCAUAGAUUAUUAGUUCGUAGUGGUUCUUCACGAGUGUCGCGUGAUAACCUAUCAUGGUUUUAUCCUGGGACUCAUGUUCGUACAGAUCCGUCGCACUAACGGAGCGAAUAUUAAGAGUUAAGGAAAUAGAUUCAUCUCGACUCCAUGGUUUCAUUUACAUUUCGGUUUCGAAUCGUCUAUAUUUUCCUUAACGUCGUAUUUAUAUUAUCGUUAGUAUCGAUCCGGUUUUACGGCUUCUACAUUUUCCGCUUUUCUCGUUUGGGUGGGAUAAUAGUUAAUAGAAGUAGCAUAAUAAAAAAUUUCAAGAGCAUUAUAUUAGCAGACUAGUUGACUUAGGGUUUCUGCCUACUGCUUAAAGAGUACUAAGAGCAUGAUUAACCCGGGGUUCUUAGGAUGAGAUUCUUAGCGGAAGUUAAAAAACUGUUUUUUAACUUUUAACUAAAAAACUAAGAACUAGUUCUUAAACAAGGACUUUAUGAACCGGUUCUUAGCUUCUUUAGUUAAAAGUUAAGAAACAGUUUCUUAACUUCCGUUAAGAACCACACUAUAAGAAUCCCGGGGGUUAAUCACGGUCUAAGGAGAUAUAGACCAAAGAGAGACUAAGUCAUCGAGGGAUCUAGUUCUAGUAUACGAAUCUUUCAUUCAUUUCUCUUAACUAUCACCAACUUUAUUGUUUUUUCUUUUCCCCCUUUUUUUGUAAAAAAUAUUCUUUGUUCAUAUCAUAGAGUUUUUUGGUCGGAUAUGGGUCCGAUUGGUAAUGGCUGUAACUUUAAAAUUUUUGCUGUAGAAAAAAAUCUGUAGACUUUUUGCUGUGUCUUUAAAUUUUAUUGCUGUAGAAUUUUAUGUAAAGCACUAAAAAAUUGCUUUAGAUAUUUGGAUCUGCAGAGCACUUGUACAGCUGUAGGUUAUUUCAAGAGCUGUGGCUUCAAAAAAAAAAUUUAAAGCUUGAUUGCUCUGAAUUUGGUGCUGUGGAAUUAAAUAUGGCGGUGGACAGCACCUACAUCAACUACCAAUCACCCCCUAUAUUUCUGUUCUUGUAGAGGUCUUCUGAAAGCGAAUCUUGUCAAAAAAACUUAAGGCUACUUUACUUUUUCCAGAUUAAUUUACCAGCAUAUUUUCUAGGGGAGUUAUCAGAUCUACUCUUUGGGUCUCUCUCCAAUAUAUUUUCAAGAAACCAUUUCUUGGUUUUGGAUUCAGAUCCAAGUGAGUUCCUUUUCGUUUUUGAGAGAAACUAAUUUUUUCUUUCCCAAUAAUCAGAUUUUAGGGUUUCUUAGGGAUUCAUUAAUCAUGUCAGGAAAAUGGUGAGAGGGAAGAUCGAAAUCAAAAGAAUCGAGGACGUGACCAGCAGACAAGUCACGUUUUCCAAGCGUAGGAAAGGUCUCUUGAAGAAGGCUCACGAGCUUUCAGUUCUAUGUGAUGCUCAAGUAGCAGCCAUUGUCUUCUCUCAGAAAGGAAGAUUAUAUGAUUUCGCUAGCUCCGACAUGCAGAAGAUGAUAGAGAUAUGUGAGAUACAUAGGGGUGAGUAUUUUGGAGCACAGAGACUCCAAAAACAGCAAUAUGUGCAAGAGCUCAAGAACGAAAUGGCGAUAACGAUGGACAAGAUUAAACUUCUUCAACUUCAUUGCCGGAAGCUGAUGGGGCAAGAUUUGUAUUCGUGUUCGGUGGAGGAACUCAAGGAGAUAACUACCAAAAUUGAGAAAAGUCUUACUAUUGUCAGAUCAAGGAAGACUAAGUUAAAUGAAGAUAAAAUAGAGAAACUAAAAGCAGAGAUUGUAGCACAGAGAGAGGUCUUGAACGAGAAAAGCAGCCUGCGCCAAAUGUUUGAAGAACACCCCUUGUGUAUUCAGUCAAGGAGCCUAGAGAGUGAGAAGAGUGCACCUUCCUGUAAUUGUGGAAACAUGAACUUGUCGGAUGUGGAAACUGACUUGUCCAUCGGAUUGCCUCAAAGUCGAGUGUAAUCAAUAGAGUUCUUGUUAAUGUUAAUAUUAUCCGGACAUGCAUAUAUUUCUACUUGUGAAUGUUUUAAUUGAUUUUCUCAAUGCUUGCAUCAAGAAUAAAAUAGUGUAAAACUGUUAAGUAUU